Messenger RNA from Acanthopagrus latus (yellowfin seabream), 940 nucleotides. Its product is annotated as transcription factor BTF3 homolog 4-like. NCBI's taxonomy places the organism in Eukaryota, Metazoa, Chordata, Actinopteri, Spariformes, Sparidae. Bases 109 to 585 code for a protein of 158 amino acids. The record is from RefSeq and is a predicted model, not a curated record. The transcript has 6 exons.
UUUUAUUGCUGCUGCUUGACGCGGGUUUAAGCUGCGCUGCUCCAGUCUCAUUAGUAGCAAGAACAGUCCAACCGAUUGUCAGUUAAUUCCUUUUAAAAGCAGAACACUAUGAACCAAGAGAAGCUCGCCAAACUUCAGGCACAGGUCCGGAUAGGUGGAAAGGGAACUGCCCGCAGGAAGAAAAAGGUUGUUCACAAGACAGCGACAGCUGAUGACAAAAAACUCCAGGGCUCACUGAAGAAACUGGCAGUGAACAACAUUGCAGGGAUAGAAGAGGUGAAUAUGAUAAAAGAUGAUGGGACAGUGAUCCACUUCAACAAUCCCAAAGUGCAGGCGUCUCUCUCUGCCAAUACCUUCGCCAUCACGGGCCACGCUGAGACCAAACAGCUGACAGAGAUGCUGCCAGGCAUCCUGAGCCAGCUGGGAGCCGACAGCCUCACCAGCCUGCGCAAGCUGGCCGAGCAGUUCCCACGGCAAUCCAUGGACAUGAAAGCAGUCAAGGAGGAAAUUGCAGAAGAAGAGGACGACGAUGUACCAGAUCUUGUGGAGAACUUUGAUGAAGCCUCAAAGAAUGAAGCAAACUGACGAAGCCUGUUUUUUCUCUGUCAACCGUUUCAAUUUUUUUGUUACCUCCAUACUGGACUCACAAAGGGCAUUUCCUCUUGUGGGGAAACGGUUGUUAAAGGUGCGAUGCAUCAUCUCCGGAGACGUGAACCACUUCGGGUUUAGCCUGCCACAACAACUCAACAACAGCGCGCAGAUACAGAAGGUUUUGAUUUCAGUAGGCUGUGGACACGCCGAGAAACGAGGACUCAACUAAGCUUUCUACAUGGUUAAACAUGGCUAGUAUUUAAGAGAUUGUAUAUGAAAGUGAAUAAAGAAUUCACUUUACAGUAUAGUGGUGAUUUAUGAAUUUAAUAAAACAUUUUUGGGCUAUUAA